Molecule: messenger RNA, 2241 nt
Organism: Aspergillus thermomutatus
Lineage: Eukaryota; Fungi; Ascomycota; Eurotiomycetes; Eurotiales; Aspergillaceae
Product: RTA1 domain-containing protein
Exons: 4
Coding region: 1-2241 (746 amino acids)
Cellular component (GO): fungal-type vacuole; plasma membrane
Source: RefSeq, a predicted model, not a curated record
AUGCCAACUCCAUCAAGUCAGGUCUCUGCACCAAUGCCGACCAUCACGGCACCCUGUACCCUAGACACAUGUCCCCUUGACUGGGCACUGGUUCGCUACAUGCCCAGUCUUCCAGGAACUGCUCUAUACCUGGUUCUCUUCCUCAUCAUGCUCCUUGUCCAAAUCUACCAGGGAUUCCGCUCCCGCACCUGGUCCUACCUCGCUUGCAUGACCUGCGGGCUCCUUCUCGAAGUCGUCGGCUACGGAGGACGUCUCAUGCUUCACGCAAAUCCAUUCAACUUCUCUGGUUUUCUCCAGUACCUCAUCUGUCUCACCAUCGGACCUGCCUUCAUCACCGCAGCCAUCUACCUGUGUUUUCGCCGCGUGAUUAUCAUCUACGGUGAGAGCUUCUCGAGGAUCAAAUCCAGAACAUACGCCAUCGUCUUUGUCACCUGCGACCUUCUAUGUCUCAUUCUCCAGGCCGCAGGCGGGGCCGUUACUGCAACCGCAGGACGGGAGCAGGAUGGCCUCCGUCACACCGGGAUCAACAUCAUGAUCACGGGUUUGGCGGCGCAGGUUGCAUCGCUGGGGGCAUUCAUGGCGCUUGCUAUCGAUUAUCUAUGGAGAUUGCGCCGACAGCGACAGUCCCAAUCCUGCAUGGCAUCGUCGGGUGUCAGCUGGAAAUGGAGAGGGUUCCUCUGGGUAACUCUAGGAUUGGGCAUCGCAACGUUCCUCAUCUUCAUCCGAUCGAUCUUUCGUACGGCGGAAUUGAACGGCGGGUUCAGCAGUGACCUGGCCAAUGAUGAGAUCGCGUUCAUGAUCCUCGAGGGGGCGAGCAUGAUCGUCACCUGCCGUCGCUGCGAUGGCCCUUCUCUUACCCAGACCAGCCCAGUCACAGUCUCAUUCGCUCAGACAUGGACGUUGACACCAACGGUCAGACUGCGACAACUCCCCAAGUUAUGGGACGAAAGCGAACAAGACACUCGGUAUGUGCAAUACUUCAUCGAGUGUCUCUCACGGGACACGCCCAGCUGUGGCGGCGAGUACUCGCACUGGCGACCUCUCAUGAUCCAAGCCAUGCACCAGGAGGUUGCCGUCCGUCGAGGUGUUGUCGCUCUGAGCGCGCUUAUGCAGGAACGACUGGCGCAUGGUUCGUUGGGAAUACAUGGCUUCGAUGCGCCGCCCCGGAGCGGACGGUAUCUUUUCGGGCUGAAGAAGUAUGGCAGGGCGUUGACGUCCUUGCAGAAACUAGUCAAAGAUAUGGGAAGUGACAGAUAUCUCAUCCAAGUGGCCUUGCUCUGUGGGAUUAUCUGUAUAUGGUUUGAGAUUCUCAUGCGGGAUUAUCUUGCCGGGUUGAGUCACCUGGAGAUGUGUUUGAAGAUUGUUCGCAACGCAGGCCCUUUUGGGAAUGUCGACUCCGAGAUCCAAAGAGCAUAUGUGCGAAUGGACAUACAAGCAUCGUUGUACGUGGGAAUCCGCGCCCCCGUCACGGUCCCCGAAGAAAUGUCCCCGAUCCCCUACGUCUUCGACUCGUUCAACCAAGCUGAAUCAUGCCUGAUGGAGGAGUACGCCCGAGUGGUCCACUUUUUCCGUAAUGUUGCCAGCUUCUACCGCCACCACCAACCAGGUUGCGUUCCGCUGGAGUUCAUUGCAUACACACACACCCUACAAGCACGUCUUGAGCUCUGGAAGUCAGCAUUCGGGUACUCCUAUUCCUGUCAGAAGGCGCAAGGGAGUCCGCAGACUUCUGCGCGGGCUUCUCUUCUGCUCAUCCAGUAUUACAUCGCGCUGGUCACCGCAUCUACCUCUGUCUAUGCCGAGCAGACGCUGUAUGAUCGGUUCCUGUAUGCGUUCAAGCGGAUUCUUCUCCUGGCGAAAUCAUCAAACGCCUUCCAAGUGAGUGCUGCUGCAACUUCACUUGUCGGCGUUCCAAUGGAGAUGGGCGUCAUUUACCCGCUGUACUUUGUCGCAACCAAAUGCCGCGACUCGAUAGUCCGGCAAGAGGCCAUCGACUUGUUAUCCUCGGCGCCGUAUCCAGAUGUGGUCUGGGAGGCGCCUAUCCUGGCGUUGGUGUCACAAAGGGCAAAGGAAAUCGAGGAGAUUGGACUGGAUGGAGAUCAGCCGAUCCCCGAGUUCAAGAGGAUUCAUAGCCUUGGGCUGGAUAUUGAUCCCGAAUCUCGCCAGGUGCGAGUGGAAUUCCGUAGACGGUCCAACGGAAUGGACGGGGAGUGGGAUGAAUGGAGGGAAUCGCUUAGCUGGUAG